Messenger RNA from Leptinotarsa decemlineata (Colorado potato beetle), 1092 nucleotides. It is a transcript of the gene RpI1, whose product is annotated as RNA polymerase I subunit RpI1. Gene Ontology annotation, cellular component: RNA polymerase I complex. Gene Ontology annotation, molecular function: DNA binding. Gene Ontology annotation, biological process: DNA-templated transcription. The record is from RefSeq and is a predicted model, not a curated record. Lineage: Eukaryota; Metazoa; Arthropoda; Insecta; Coleoptera; Chrysomelidae.
AUUGAGGUUGCUUCACCGACAUAAUGAUUAAGGUUAUGUCGAUGGGUUUCUUAGUAAACAUUUAGGUUAGGGCUUUCGUGGUUGCAGUAGGGUUAUUAUUUCUAUUAUUAUUAGAGAGGCAGUUAAAAGAAAGACAGUUGGGAACGCCUCAGGCUUUUUGAAAUUUUUGGUUCAUAGUUCUCAGGAAUCAUGAAUAAAAUACAUCUUACUCCAGAUGUGAUAGGUUUUUCACUAUACACUCCUGAAGAAAUAAGAAAAUUAGCUGUUACCAAAAUUAUAACGCCACUUAUGUUCGAUGCAUUGGGUCAUCCAAUACCAGGAGGAUUAUAUGAUGGAAAGUUAGGACCUAUAUCUGAUAAAGGUGAAAUAUGUGGUACUUGUACCAAAACAAUGAUGAACUGCCCAGGGCAUUUUGGGUAUAUUGAUCUUCCUUUACCAGUUGUUAAUCCUUUAUUUCAUAAAAUCAUUGGAACUGUUUUGAAAAUGUCCUGUCUUUCAUGUUUUCAUAUACAAACACCAACCCAUGUUAAAAAGAUCUUGACAAUACAAAUAAAAUUAUUGAAUUGUGGACUGUUGACUGAAGCCAUGGAAGUUGAGGCCAAAAUAACAGAAUUGAUCUUGGAAUAUGAAAAAUAUGAAAAUAUUCCGGAAGAAAGUAUUUCAUCCAUAUUGGCAUAUGACCAAUUGGCUACUGAAACUUUUGAAAAACUUGGUGGUAGAUAUGUGUUGAGCACAAACACUGAAAAGUUACAAAAUCAUGUCAUAUAUGAAAUGUUGAAAGAGGUGAAAACUAAAGCUGCUUGUAUGUUUUGCAAACAAAGAAUUGACAGGAUUCAAGCUUUGAAAAAUAGGAUAAUACUGAACAUUAGGAAAUCAGAUUUGAACAAAUCUGCAAUUGGUGAUAGAGUCUCCGAGGCCCAGUCGAGAUACAUCACUCCUGAAGAAUCACGGAAAUACAUGAGAAAUAUUUGGAAAAAUGAAAAAGAUUUUCUGGUGCAGUUGAUAUCUGUUCUUUCAGAUAUCACCAUGGAGCAUCCCACAGAUGCUCUCUUCUUCGAAGUUUUACCAGUGCCACCAAAUAACGUUAGACCC